GUAUAUUUUUCACUUGAAAAUUCGCAAUAUCUUGGAGGAAUUCAUCUACAUCGUCAGCAGUAUCAUGUUUUUUCUCAAUUUCAUCUGGCGUAUUUUCCACUUUUUGUUUUUUUUUAGGACAACACUCGGUGUCAAGAUUUUCGCUUGCAUUUUCCGCCAUCUUCAAACACACUCUGAUGUCACUAUUUUAUAUACAUAUAUAUAGCAAGUCACAGCGCGUUUGUAUUAUAUGUAUGUACUAUUGCUAUCAUAAUGACGGUUGAGUGGUGCGAGCGUAAAAUUAAUCAUUUGUCUGAAUUAAAUGAUGACGAGGAGAAGAAACAAGUCAUGGAAGAAUUAUUCAUAAAAUUAUCAAGUUUGACGUCUAUGGAGUUGGAAAAUACCGCAUGGAAUGUGGAUCUGGGCCGGCUUUUCAGUCAACUAACCUCAAAUAGCAGCAUUUAUAUUGAACAAGUUUGCAAAACUUUGACCAUUUUAUUUGGGGCUCUAGAGCCCGGGAACGUCCACAAACGUUAUCCACUAGAGAUAUAUGAGUACCUAUCUCAUCCAUAUUCAGAUGUGAAAAUUGUGGUCCUCAAAGAGCUCAAUAAAAUAUCAAGUGAUUGUGAUCAAGUUGUUCACCUGACAAAAAAUGACGUGAAACUAGUAAUUCGAUUGAUUGAAACCAUCGGAGAUGAGGACCUCAAGGUUGCAAUAAUCGCAAUGGACACGAUAAAGAAAAUGGCACGUAUUCCGGAAGUCACCAAUAUUAUUUAUACCGGCAACAUGUUGACAACAUUUGCUCGACUCAUUUCAAAAAAUGAUGUUACAACGUUCCGAGUUUAUGAGGUCAUUGUCGACAUUGCCAAAUCAUCAAAAGAGGCUCUAGAAGUAUCCAUAAAUUCCGGCUUUUUGACUAGUCUCCUGCAAGUUUUGGAUUCCGAUGAUGUAUUGCUCCAAUUGAAUGCUCUAGAAGCAAUGACAGAAUUAGCCAGCACCGAAGGGGGUCUCAAUUAUAUCGAGGAAAGAGACGUAUUAAACAAGCUGACCGAUCAAAUAGCGAGAGCUAAUGAAAAUCCCCUUUCAAAUGUACUCAUUCCUGGAUUGAUGAAAUUCUUCGGUUAUGUUGCGAAAAAUCGUCCCGACAAAAUAUUCUCCAAAUACCCUAUUGUCAUUUACUCACUCUUUCAAGUUAUUGAAGGUGAUGAUUUCGUUCUAUUGGCUAAUGCUUUGGAUACACUUGGACACAUAGCUCAGAGUGUUGAGGGAAAAUAUGCACUAGAAUCACUCGGCGAUGUUAUGCCAAGAGUGAUGGAAAGAAUUGGUGGAAUUAUUGACAAACUUCCGACUGAAUUGAGACUGAGAGGUUUAGAGAAUCUGGUAUUAAUCAUUCACAUCGAUAAAUCCAAACAGGACAAUAGGAUUUUGUCUUUGACUAAAUCUUGGUUUGACAUGCUUCAUGAUGAACCCCUCAAGUUCAUUGUCAAUCUGUGUAAGCAACCGUUUGCUGAUAUAAGGUACUCCAGCAUGCAAGUACUUCAAGAGAUUGCUUCUCAAACGUGGGGCCAAGAAUACACAGCUACUUUGCCUGGUUUGAUUGAAUUUUUGUUGGAUCGAAGUGCUGAAACUUUUAGCAAUUGCAAAAAAAUCAAAUAUCAAAUUGUUAAGAAUCUUUGUGAAGCUACUUGCGAUAUUUUUGACAGUGCUACUCUACAGCAACUCCAAUUAUUCGUUCGACAAGGACCAUUUUACGUUGAUCUGGAUGCAGAAGUUGUAACUGAAUCAACAUCGUGAAAAUGUCAUUUAUUAUUACCUCUAUUAUACUUUUGUAAAUAAAUCCAAGUUUUAAAAAACA
Messenger RNA from Diachasma alloeum, 1834 nucleotides. RefSeq names its product 26S proteasome non-ATPase regulatory subunit 5. The transcript is spliced from 2 exons. Gene Ontology annotation, cellular component: cytosol. NCBI's taxonomy places the organism in Eukaryota, Metazoa, Arthropoda, Insecta, Hymenoptera, Braconidae. The record is from RefSeq and is a predicted model, not a curated record. Bases 253 to 1773 code for a protein of 506 amino acids. Gene Ontology annotation, biological process: proteasome assembly.